Messenger RNA from Clupea harengus (Atlantic herring), 2332 nucleotides. RefSeq names its product CD48 antigen-like. The transcript is spliced from 7 exons. Gene Ontology annotation, cellular component: membrane. Bases 125 to 1411 code for a protein of 428 amino acids. The record is from RefSeq and is a predicted model, not a curated record. NCBI's taxonomy places the organism in Eukaryota, Metazoa, Chordata, Actinopteri, Clupeiformes, Clupeidae.
GAGUAUCUAACAACUCCAGAUGAGGACCAUUUUCUGCAUUAUUUUCAGUCUGUUUUACGGUGUGGCCAAGUGAUCCAGUCCUGAGUUGGACUUUCACCUUAACAGCCAUGAGCACUCAACAAUCAUGACUGAGAGAUUUGCUAAGAUGAGGACCAUUUUCUGCAUUAUUUUCACUCUGCUUUACGGUGCAUCCUCAAAAACCAUCAAUGUUGCCACAAAUGGAAAAGUGACAUUACAGUCCCAUGUUGAAGGAGAGAUAGAAAACAUUGUGUGGAUGCAUGAUGGGGACAAGAUGGUGGACUGGGACAAUAAGGCUGUAAACAUCAGAGAAUAUUUCAAAUUCAAAGGGCGGAUUAAGUUGGAUGUAAAAACUGGGGAUGUAACCUUUAUUCGUCUGACCAAAGAUGACAGUGGAUUGUAUGAGGCUGUAGUGAUAAUACAAGGACGGAUCAUCAGCAUAAAGCACAGAGUUAAAGUAACUGACCCUGUCACUGAAGCUAAGGUCACCUGCCUAAGCAAUGCAACACUUCACUGUGAGGCAGAGGGUGACUCUCUGGACUACAGCUGGUUUGGGCCUGGACUGCAGACUGCAGAGAUGAGGGGCCAGACUGGACCACAGAUCAGUAAGGAGAACCAGGACUCAGUCUACACCUGUGUGGUGAACAACCCAGUUAGUCACAGCAGUGUGACCUACCAUGCCAGUGGCUGCUUUGCCUCAGACCCUGUCACUGAAGCUAAGGUCAUCUGCCUAAGCAAUGCAACACUUCACUGUGAAGCAGAGGGUGACUCUCUGGACUACAGCUGGUCUGGGCCUGGACUGCAGACUGCAGAGAUGAGGGGCCAGACUGGACCACAGAUCAGUAAGGAGAACCAGGACUCAGUCUACACCUGUGUGGUGAACAACACAGUUAGUCACAGCAGUGUGACCUACCAUGUCAGGGACUGCUUUGCCUCAGACGCAGGAGAUCAUCAGCUCAUUCUACGUGUAGUGUCUGCUGUUAUUGGAGUUAUUGGAGUUAUUUGUAUUGGUGCUGCUGGGUUGGUCUAUUACUGCUACAAGAUCAACUCAAGAGGGCAGAAACACACUGGAAAUGAGAACAAACGUGAGACAACUGAAAAGAUUAUACCCAACCAAAAGGAGGAGACUGUAGUAUUGCUCCCUGGAAGGCAUCAAGCUUCAUUCUGGAACUCAGUUGAUGGUGAACCUACAGGUGGUGAUCAAGACAAGAUAAAUCGUAUAACAGUCAGUCAAGCUACUCCCACAGAAGCAACAUAUACCUGUGACGGUUUUUCAGUCCCCGAGGCGGCCACCACACUGCGGUCCAACAUUCACAUGUCUCGUUACAACAAGGCGUUCCUUUUGAGGCAAAAAAGAAACAAAGAAGACCAAGAGAAAGCCACUUCCACAUGAGAAAGGAACAAACACAUGGACAGUGUAACAAAACCAUCAACAAAUCCCCCUCAGUCUUGAUGUAGUGAUGUUCAGGUGACAUGAAUAUUAUGGAGGGGACAUGUGGAAAUGAGAAAGGAACAAACACAGUAACAGAAGAACAUAACCGAACCACCGUUCAGUCACUCUCUGGAUCAGCAGGAAGCAUCAGGAAUGAUGACAUCAUCAACACAUUACCACAUGGAGGGCAGGAAGAGGGAAUCCAGGUUGAUGAUAGUUGUACACACUUCAAAAGAUAAUGAAGUUCAAAAGAAGGUUUAUAGACAAUAGUUAUCCAGACUUCAACAGAUAAUCAAGAUACAAAAUUUCCUGAAGAACCAAACACAUAUGCUAAUUCUUCCAACACUACUGUUGACAAACCUACAAGUGAGGUUUAAACUGAAAUAUCAAUGACUGAAGGUAAAAGUAAUUCAGCAUCUGUGAAGUGCCUUUAAAUAAGUUCCUUUGGCUUAAUGUUAACCCUUUCAGGAGUCACGUGGGACCGCCGAGGGUGAUGGUUGCCUAGAACUUUCCUCCCACAAAAUCUCCUAAUUUUCAUGCCAAUUCGAAAGUUAAAGCCCAUAUUUGAUGUUGCAACGAUAUGUAAAGUAUAGCAAGUAACAAGUACGAGUGUUUAGGCGUGGCUAUUCUGAAUUUUCCUCCCCUCAUGGCAUUUACGUCGAAGAGUAGAACAGCUAAGCAAGGAGUAGACUAUGCUAGCAUGGCUAGUGGAGCUACACCCAAGGCAGGAUCCAACUCAGCCGGUGUUCCCAGCCCUACAAUAGAUGCCCUAGCCGGACUUCAGGCAACACUGGAGAAAACAAUGCAUGAGAUGGCCUAGGUUAGUGGGAUACUUAAAGAUGAAAUGUAGCCUAAUUGAAUGGUCACAGGAUCCGGAGUUGG